CAAUUAACAGUUUAACCCCAUAGUUUGCUACCUAGGCCUACAAUACGCCUUGUCGCCUUCUAGUCUUCUAGACCAGCUGAAAUUACCAUACUCCGGACUUUCGAAACUUUGAUUUUAGGGUUACAAAUCUUACAAUCAACGUUUGGAUUUUUAAUCACAUUAAAAUGGAGUUUAGAGAUUUAAUCAAAGACAAGAAAUUUUGGGUCGCCUCCCUCUUGAUUGCUUGGGCUGCUGGACUUCAGGGGCAUAUGAUGUGGUUACAAAGGCAGGAUGCAUUCAAGCAGAAAUUUGGGAAUUUAGACGAAAAUGAUGAUCAGAAGAAUUUAAAUUGAAUGUGGGUUGCAAUUUGAGAAUUUGGGUUUUUCAGUAUGUAAUUGGUAGUUGAUAAAAUAGCAAGGAUUAUUGUAGAAUGUAUUGUAUUGAAUCUACUUGUGAAUGAACUAUUUUGCAAAUAACAAAAUUAUUCUACUAGUUUUGAUUUGAAAAAGUAAUUAUUCAUUUUAUUGUAAUUGUUAUGGAUUCUUUCUAUGAGGUUAAAUCUUAUAAAUGGUGUGUUUUGCUGAAAA
Molecule: messenger RNA, 566 nt
Organism: Chenopodium quinoa (quinoa)
Lineage: Eukaryota; Viridiplantae; Streptophyta; Magnoliopsida; Caryophyllales; Amaranthaceae
Exons: 2
Coding region: 165-332 (55 amino acids)
Source: RefSeq, a predicted model, not a curated record